CCUCUUUGGAUUUGAGACAAGCAACACCUUGUCUCCAGACACAGAGGACGACAGCUUCAGAGACCUCAUUGAACAUCUUCCUCCUCCAGAAAAGAUGGCUGGCCUGUGUUGGAUGGCUGUGGUGCUGGUCUUCAGCCUGUCUGUUGGAAACACUGAGGCUAUGGAUCAGAAUAAGCUUGAAAAAAUUGUAAAAUACAUCAUGGACACGUACUCAACAAAAACCAAUAGCGGACAUAUAAAACACUACAGUUUGGCUGUAAACAUCCCAGAGAACCAGGACCUGAACAGGCUUCAGGACCUCUUCAAAGCUGAUGACUUGAAAAAAAAGGAAGUGUACACAAGUACCAUUGUGGUUACAGCAAGGCCUCUAAAGCAUGAGCAUGCAGAGGCACGAGUACUGGCCAACAUACAACCUUUAGCUGACAGUAGUGAGGGUAAAAGUCUGGUCUUCUAUUCUUACCUUUCUCCAUGUGGCCACAAGUGUACAGACCCAGAACAUGACGAUAAUAUCCUGAAAUUGAUUAAUGAGACGUUUCCAAAAGGCAAAUGGGCAGAACAUGUUUUUGUGUUUUCCACAAUAUACAUAGAUCAAAACCAUGAAUUGUCUGACGAUGAAAUUAGAGACGUCCUUAAGAAACUUGGAGGAACUGCAUUACAUUACAACAUAUUCCGUUGUGACAACUCAUACAACGCUCAAGCAUCAGACCAUUCAGGUCCAUUCCAAUGCAUCAAGUGCUUCAGCAAUGGAGCUCCAGAACCUUUUGAUGAACGUUGUAUUAAAAAAGAAUUCAUACAGACAUAAAUGUGUAAAACCCAACAGGGGCUGUGGUAGAGUUGCCAUGGAGUAGAGGAGUUCUGGCCACUACUGUUUUAGGCCCAACUGAUGGGAAUCAAACACAAACACAACUGGAUCUAUACUGAAAUUACAUUUAUAGAAAUUGUUUGAUUUAUGCCUAACGAUGCGCUUUCUCCUUUAAACUACAGUACAAGCUUAAUAAAGUGACACGCUGGGGACACAAACACAUCUCAGAAGUUUGCUUUGGUCCAAUCAUUAAGCAGCAUUUUCCUGCACACGAGGUUUUAAGUGAUUGUUUACCUUAACACGGACUGAUUUUGGGGUUGUUCCAUUUAACUGUUGUGAAUUACCAAAUGCCUGCUCUUAAUGGUUGAGUCUCUUUAAAUCAGAGUGUGGUCUAGACUUACUCUAUCUGUAAAGUGUCCUGAGAUAACUACUGUUAUAAUUAAUACGAAUCAUGUCCUUCAAUGACUCUCAGUGGUUUUAGGUUAAGAGGAAUGUUCUGUCCUAUCCAAAUAAAAAACUAAACUAACUGAAAUACGGUAGACUGCUGCGGAGUUUAAACAGCCAGACAAUUACAUGUUUAAGUGUAUUAUAAUUAUUGCCAAUAUAAACCAUAUUGAAAAGAUUUGAGAUUUUGAACUGAGAUUUGGUGAAAAAGUAGGCUGACUCCAUUCAACCUAAACAGUUACUGUAACGCCGAGAAUAAAACUAAACAUAUUCUACCCUAUUUCAAAAAGUCAAAGAGUAAAAAUGUUGUUUAUCAAAUAAUAAUGUUAAAUGUGGAUGUUUAAUGUGUAUCAAUGUCAUUGUACUCAAUACUUG
Perca flavescens (yellow perch) is the source of this 1621-nucleotide messenger RNA. RefSeq lists its product as uncharacterized. The record is from RefSeq and is a predicted model, not a curated record. The transcript has 4 exons. Bases 95 to 802 code for a protein of 235 amino acids. NCBI's taxonomy places the organism in Eukaryota, Metazoa, Chordata, Actinopteri, Perciformes, Percidae.